AUGUCUGAUAUUUUGAAAAAUGGAUCUGAAGUUAAACUUCAAAGGAAUGCAUUGAGUGUGCUGGAACAUCCUACAGGGAAUGAAGUGGAUGAUGAUAACGAUUUUGAUACUAGCAGUGGCUCUGACAUUGGUGAACAUGAUUUCUACAGGGGCAUUUGGCGUAAUAUGCUAGAUAAAGGGAUCAGACCAGACAAUAAGGCGUGUGGGGCGCUUGCUGUUGGGUUGUGUGAUGGGGGGGAAGUGGAUUUAGCUUAUGAGCUUGUUAUUGGUGUAAUUAGUGGUUGUCAGUUUGAGGAUAGUAGGAUUGAUGAGGCGCUGGCAAUAAUGUCUUUUAUGAGGAGGAAUCGGUGCAGGCCAGAUUUGGUUUCAUACAAUGUGUUGUUGAAUUAUUAUUAUUGUGAUGAGUUUAUGUUUGAGGAGGCGGAGAAGUUGUUGACGAAGAUGGAAGAUGGAGAUAUUUGCGAUACCAGAAGGGCCUUUAAGCUGAGGAAAUGGGGUGAAAGGGGAUUGCCCCAGAUGAAUGGGCCUUUGCCUGAUCGUAUAUCUUGUACAACAAUCAUUGAUCACCACUGCAAGAAUGAGAAAGUUGAGAUGGCUUACAGCAUUUUCUAUGAUAUGAUAGAAAAGGGUAUUACUCCUGAUGUGGUUUCAUAUAAUGCCCAUAUAAAUAGAUUUUGCAAAUCUUCGAGAGUAGGUGAAGGUAUGCAUCUAUACAAGGAAAUGCUGCAAAGUGGAUCCUUUCCUGACAAGGUGACUUGUAAGUUGAUCAUUGGAGCUCUUAUACGGGGAAAGAAGCUUUCAGAUGCUUGCAGGGUGUGA
This is a messenger RNA of Populus trichocarpa (black cottonwood), 819 nucleotides long. RefSeq names its product pentatricopeptide repeat-containing protein At1g13040, mitochondrial. The coding region runs from base 1 to 819 and encodes 272 amino acids. Gene Ontology annotation, molecular function: protein binding. NCBI's taxonomy places the organism in Eukaryota, Viridiplantae, Streptophyta, Magnoliopsida, Malpighiales, Salicaceae. The transcript is spliced from 5 exons. The record is from RefSeq and is a predicted model, not a curated record.